UUCCACCUCAAAGUCCUUUUCUGCGAAUCCCACUCCCAAGGCUUCCACCUCUAGGGUUCCUACUCAGACCACCUCUCCCAGCAUUGGACAACUCAUUGCGGGAUUUAGUGCAGGCGAUGCUGACCCCUUCACUAAAGAAGUAUAUAAGCAACUUAUUGCGGGCAAUAUUAAUACUUUCAUAGAGCUAUUAAGAGUAUCAUUGGCUAAAAAAUCCCGGAUGUCCUUGUCUAGGGCAAAUGAAGGAGUUCUUCAGGCAACUGUUGAACAGCGUAUUUCGCCAAGCAAUUUUGUCCCAGAACUACGAAUGAUAAUGGAUGGGCACAAAUUUAAGGGGUCAGGUCGGUAUGGAUUCGCGGAUAUUUUUGUCCUUUCAAGAGGUGGAGACUGUGUGGCUCUAGAGUUGAAAUAUGUUAAUUUGGCUGGCCUAAUGAGGGGAAGCACCGGAAACUUCAAUGAAGAAUACGGGGCAAACGUACUACAUAGUUUGGACGUGAGUCUGCCAAAUGAAAGCGAACAGUCCUUGCUGACAAGGCAGUACAUAUACUGGUCCGAAAAAGAACGUAAAUGGAAUCGGACUACUAUAAGUGAGAUUCUCAAUAAUGGUAUGGACCAAUUAUCGAAGUAUCUCAAUAUAAUCGCAAAAGGUCCUGUUCCAGAUGAAAAUUAUAAUUUUGCUGGUGUUUGUGACGAAAGGUUAAAGGCAACAAAUUCCGAGCUG
This is a messenger RNA of Dentiscutata heterogama, 718 nucleotides long. NCBI's taxonomy places the organism in Eukaryota, Fungi, Glomeromycota, Glomeromycetes, Diversisporales, Gigasporaceae. The record is from the annotation of a GenBank genome assembly.